AUGAUGUUCUCCGCCGGAAUCGAUUUGUUUAUAGCUACGGACCUAUACAAUGCGACUGACGAGGAGCUGCGCUACGCCUUCAAUAUCGGCCUCGAUCUGGUCAUACUCAACGCAUUUGCAUACUCAUUUGAAAUCUUCUGCUUAACCUCGUCAAUAGUUUUGAUAAUAACCUACUUGAUUGUUUCCAAAAUGAAUCGACGUUUUCACUCAAUUCUCAGAAUCCUCAUGAACGCUAUGUGCCUUGGCAUGCUAUUCAACUCCUGCUUUCGAAUAUUCGUGGCACCGGUACGAUUAUUUUUAGGUCGUGGAUACAAAAUACCGUGGGUUCAGAAGGUUGAUGAACUGUGUCAAGUCGCUCAGCUGAUUGCUAUUCUCCAAAUCGACACAGCUUCAUUUCUGAUCUCUGUUGAGCGUCUCAUAGCUACGAUGUUCAUACGACGUUACGAGCAUAUGUUCACCUCGAUCGAGCACAGACUCAUAUUCACCACCGUUUUAAUUUUUACUUUAUAUGGAGCAUCAUUCUACUUGUAUAUAGCUCGAGGUGAUGUAUUCGUUGAAGCAAAUCAAAUAACAAUGAUGGUUAUGUCAUAUGUGAUGAUGGCAACUAACAUAACUGGAUUAGUGCUACUUCGAAUAACCCAGCUACUGUCGAAACGUCAUCUGACCAGCCCUGAUCGGGCACUCUCAAUGUCUUUCCAGUGCAAGGAGAAUUUGCGGGUGGUCCAACUGAUAUCACCGCUGUGCAUAUUGCUCUUCUUUACACGCCUCUGUCAAUUUGGUUUUCGACUGUACGUCUACUAUGUGGGUAUCGGUUGGGGAGCUUUCUGUCUACGCUUAUUAGCCCAUAUGUACAACCUGUCUCUGGCUCUGAGCGUUUUCCUGACGCCUCUGCUACUUAUUAUCCUACAACCACAACUGCUUGCUAUCUUCUACAAAAGAGACUCUCGGAAGUUGAGUGUCUGUCAAGAGGACCACAACAAGAACACCGCCAUGUAUUUUGAAGAUCUGAAGAAGACGUGGGAACAAUGA
Molecule: messenger RNA, 1029 nt
Organism: Haemonchus placei
Lineage: Eukaryota; Metazoa; Nematoda; Chromadorea; Rhabditida; Trichostrongylidae
Source: the annotation of a GenBank genome assembly